Messenger RNA from Symbiodinium natans, 3561 nucleotides. The record is from the annotation of a GenBank genome assembly. NCBI's taxonomy places the organism in Eukaryota, Dinophyceae, Suessiales, Symbiodiniaceae.
AUGGAGAACGUGAAGGAAGAGGCUGUCAAUCCACCGAGGGCUCGAAAACCGAAAUUGACGCAUCGACACUUUUUCGAAGAGACUGGCCUCAAGAAGGUCAUCGGAGACUGCUCUAAGAUCAAAUUCAAAGGAGAGGGGCACGAGUUCGAAGACCUCAAGGUGCUGAUGGCAACGUACAAGAAGUGGUUCAAGGAAGUGUACCCUUUCGAGGACAACUUCGAGGAUUUGAUUUGGAAGUCCCGUGCAGUUCUAGACAAGAAGGAGCAGGACGACAAGGGUCUGGUAAGUAACCCGAAAGAUGAGCUGCAUGAGCUCAGACUUUGGUACAAGACUUCUGCGAAUCAGGUCUCAAAGCCAAUGGAAGAGGAGGCUGGCCAUCGGCAGCUUGACCCAGAAACUGCCAAGCGCGUUGCGGAGAACCGUGCGCGAGCGCUCGAGCGGAAGAGGCAGCGCGAGGAGGCAAUGGAGCGGGAGGCCCAAGCUGCAGCGGCUGCGCAGGCCGCACAGACAGCGCCUGACUUUUUCGAGGCAAGGAGGAAGAUGAUGCAAGGAGCCGAGUUCAGCGCCCCAGUUGCGCCAACUGUCAGGACUUUGUCUCCUGCGAUGGCCCGAUACAGGAGGCCUGCAGCUUAUCAGAGCGAGGCCUUGAGGGCUCUGAUCGGAAAGCGUGGCCGCCUCCCAGGCCAACGUGUUGCAGUGGCUGGCAAGCCCUCGCUGGCAGAGCAGGUCAGUGGCGUCACGUGCUACCCGCUCCGGAGCUUUGCCAAUGCUGAACAGCUGGUAGCCGCAACAGAGUCACGUCUACGCCUUGUUCGUGGCUGGGCUGUCUACGAGCGUGGCGACCGGCCUGGGCACUUCGUUGCGGAGCGCUAUUGGUGGAACAGCCACCCAGACGGGCAAUGGGUCGAUCUCACCCCUCGCCCAGAGGGCCUGGAGGAGUUGCUGCUGGUCGAGGCGCCUGGCAGCGAGAAGCCUCGGGGCUCCUUGACGGCCCAACAGGCGGCCUUUGCCCAGCGGCUUUUGGCCUGGCGAUUCCCGAAGCUGGCCGCCAACAUGGCGCCGGCAGUGGCGUCGGCAGCGGCGCGUCCAGUGAAAUCCGUGGAGCCAUCGCGGCAAGCGCAGCCAGCGCAGCCAGCGCAGCCAGCGCAGGCAGCAAAACCAGCGCAGGCAGCGCAGCCAGCGAAACCAGCGCAGGCAGCGCAGCCAGCGCAGCCAGCGAGCCAGCCGGCGAAGGUGUUGGAUUAUUCCAAGUGGAGCAACAUCGUCGACUCGGACGAAGAGGAAGCUCCGCAGCGCAGAGAGGACGACGCGGACGUGGGGGUCAAGGACUUGGCGGAAGGAAGAAAGAAGAAGCCCGUCCUGCCAGUGCCCGACUUCCUUCAGGGCAGCACGGCCGGGGGAGGUGGCACUAACUGUUUAACCUCCUUGCUGAAGAUGCUGGACUCUGAUGAGAAGAAAGAGGACCAUGCGCACAGCUUGGCCCAGGUCUUCGGUCGCAGCUUUCACUCCGCCAUGCUGGAUCGCCCGAGGCAGAGUUUCUACAAACGUGGUCUGGACAGCCUGGACAAGGGCACCUUUGUGGUCAUGUUGGGACUUGGUUCUGUGCUUCCGCUUCUCCAUGCCGCGAAGCGUGGGUUUUCUGGACUGCUGCUCGAGACGUCAAACAAGUUGGCAGAGGUGGCUGAGCACCUUCUGAAGGCGAACAACCUCACCUUUCCAGUUGCUGUUGUCAAGGAAGGCCUGGACAAUGAAGCAGCGGUGCAAGACACAAUCUCAAGGCAGGUGCCCAAGGUGGCCACCGCCUGUGUGGUCACUGAAAGGAUGGCGCACGAUCUGCUGUCAAAUGGCAUUGUUCCCGCAUGCGUCACAGUGCACCAGGCCCUGCGGAAACGUGGGGUCACAUCUAUCCGGCACCUCCCAAAGACUGUGGAGCUGCUGGCAGCACCAGCGGAGAUCCGCUCAGAGCGGUUGCUGGACUUCGACCUGCGGCCCUUCAAUACCCUACGUCACACGUCCUCGAACCCGAAGGCAGACUUUUGGUGGUGGCCGGUGCGGAUGGAGAGCCAGCCCAACACACACUGCGCCCUCUUGGGGCCCGCGAAGACGCUUUGCGGCUUCGAUUUCGAGCGCUCGCCCGAGAUCGCCUUGGACGAGGUCCGGAGGCCGAUGAAGCUCCAAGCUGACCAGCGCGGUCGCUGCAAUUGCGUCGCUGUCUGGUGGGUGGCAAGGUUUGGGGAUGAGGAGUACUCCACACGCCCCGACCUGGAGAGUGCGCGGCGCUCUGAGCGCUCUGAGCGUUCUGAAUGGAAGCAGGCCAUCCACUACCUUGCAGGCGAGACGUCCAUGUUCAACGGGGACGUGAUCGACCUGUUGGUCUCGAUCACCCCGCGCUUCACCUUUCGCAUGCGGCAAGAAAGUCCCAUGUCCGUGGAGGUGCCGAUUUGGGUGCAAGCGCCGACGAGUACCAAGUUCUCGGCGACGCUGCCGAUCCUGCCAUACCAUUUCCUCAUGAUGACGGACAUGGAGCGUGCACAGGUUUACCAAAGGUCAAUUCGCGAUGCCGUGCAAUCCCAACGCAAGAAGCUGGGUCGCCGGCCGCGGGUGCUGGAUGCAGGCUCUGGCAUUGGCCUGCUCGGAAUGAUGGCGGCGCUGGAGGGUGCAGAAGUAUGGCUCUGCGAAGCAGUGCCCUUGAUGCGGCAGACCUGCCGCGAGGUGGUGGCCGCCAAUGCUGCUCUCAUCACCGAGAAGCGUGGCUUGGUGAACCUUCUGCCCCCGAUGAUGUCAACCAGGCUCGUGGUUGGGGAGGAUGUAGAAGAAAAGUUCGACAUUGUCGUCUCAGAGGUCAUGGAUCUCUGGUGCUUGGGCGAAGGCAUCAUCCCGACAAUGCGGCAUGCCCACAAGAAGCUCUUGGCCGAGACCGGCGUGAUGCUCCCUGGACGCUUGCAGAUCUUCGUGCAGCCCUUGGAGCUGUCGCUCUGGGGCCAGGCUGAGCGGGAGAACGGUGUGGACCUGCAGGCCAUGGGCAAACACUUCAGGAGCAAGUUUUCGGCCGUGAGAAUCGACCAGUUUCCAGGGCGGUACCUCACCGAGGAGCCCAUCGCGGCUCUUGAGGUGAACCUUGCCUGUGUACCGGCGCAGCCCGGCGAGGGCGAGCCGAAUGUCGAGAACGACGUCAAGCUGUGCAUAAGAAUGGGUGGAAAGGCUGCUUUGCGGGCAAAAAUCUCCAGCGUCAAGGUGGAUCACAGCGGCAUGCUGUCAGGUUAUGGUAUUUGGUGGUCAGCGGAUCUGGGAAAUGGCCACGAGGUGACCAGCAACCCCAGCAACGCGCAGAGGAGCUGGAAGCAGCUGAUCCGCUGGCUUGAUGCACCACGGUUUGUGUCGGCUGGGGAUGACAUCCAGGUUCUGGCGUGCUACAACGACCACCAGGUCAACGUGGAGGAUAUUUACCUCCCACGUGAAAUGGUGGACAAGUACCAGGAGGAGCUGCUGGCAGCCCAGGCCGCCAAAGGCGCCAUGCCGGGGCAUGCGACGGAGGAGGAGGAGCUUGUAGAGGUCGACUGA